Molecule: messenger RNA, 2424 nt
Organism: Rasamsonia emersonii CBS 393.64
Lineage: Eukaryota; Fungi; Ascomycota; Eurotiomycetes; Eurotiales; Trichocomaceae
Exons: 4
Coding region: 1-2424 (807 amino acids)
Source: RefSeq, a predicted model, not a curated record
AUGGCUACCUCCCGGAACGUUUCUUAUGGCGACGUUCCCUUUCAGGAAAGAUGGGAGAGACUAAAACCGAUCAUCACGCAGCUGUACGUCAAUGAAAACAAGAAACUUGCCGAAGUAGUGGCCAAAAUGAAGGAAGAGCAUGGAUUCGAUGCAGUGGAAGACCAGUACAAAUACCAUUUCAAAAAAUGGAAAAUCAAGAAAAAUUUUUCACGGGAGACGAAGCGAAAACUGCUAGACAAAGGUCAGGAGAGAGCUGAUGCUGGAAAGCGAACAGCAUUCAGCGUCAGGAAUAAACCCGUCGACUCGAAGAGGCUUCUUCGAGAAGUGAAAAGGGACAGCAAACGCGAGAUAGCCUUAAAGCCGACAGCGAGUGGACAAUUGGCUAUACAACAAUUUCUGCUUGGUUUUCAGUUUGGCCCCAGCAUAUUUAUGGCGUGGAACAUGCCUUAUGGAGUUCUCGCCCCGGAUCGGAUACUCGGGACAAACCACGGGUCACCUGGGCAGGUUGUAUCAAGCCCCAGCGACAUCAUGGCCUCGACUCCUCCCGCCAAUGCAAGAUCCCCAAUCUCUGCUCCGUCUCCGUUAUCAAAAGCGCUCGCGAUGAAACGGCCCAUCGAUAGAGCUCGGCUCUUUACUGAGGGCCGAUUUGACGAUCUCAUUAAGUCCAUGAACAAGAAGGAAGCGGAGGUCAUGUCAUCCUGGCUCCACCAGUUUUGGUAUUUCGCCUUCAAAGCUGCAAAAUAUUGGGGUGUUGGACCGCCUACCCGGACCGCUGCCCGUCUCGGCUUCGAAACUUGGGAGGACUGGUCAUCUCGGACCCAGGGUAUUGCUGAGCCCGAUGACAUUGCGCAUAACACGGCAAGCCCAGAAUAUCGUGUCGAAGCCGCAAGAAAGCCACGAGAGCUUUUUCAACCGUCGCCACUCUGUCGCUGGAGCAUUCACUAUGAAUGCAAAAUCUCUUAUGAGGAAAGUCCUGAGGAAAGUCAUAAAGAAAAUCGGCCAUGGCAGCCACCUUUUCAAGAAACACUCGUCUCAGCACUGGAGAGCAACGACUUCAGCAGCAUCAAGUCCAGUGAGCUACCUGUAGCUGUGCCACAGAUCGUGAAGGCGACAGCGAAAUCCCCUGACGUGCUCCUACGGGAAGCGUUGGGGUUCGCAAUCAUGGGACGCAAUGUUGAAUUAACUGAGCAGCUUUGGGAUCGGUUCGUGUCUGAAGCCGCGGAAAUCAGGGACUUCUAUCCGCUCCAUCUAGCCAUUAGCUUUCUCGAUGGGGUAACAUCUUGUUGCAAUGUUUUUAGCGUUUUCGUUUGUCUUCCACCUGCAGAGUGGACUCUGCGAUAUCUGCGUGAUAUUUAUGUCAACAACCUAGGUCACACGGUCCUUGACAGUCUCAUGAUUUCCAUCCUGAAGUCGCAUACAUCGACAACUCCAGGCGACGUGGAUGAAGAAUUACGACAUCAAAAACGCUUUGCGGGUGAAGAGGUUGACGUAUGCGGCCGCUGGGAUGCUGACUCUGAAUGUUUUCGUGCUCUUCUGAACACAGGAGAAGGAAGUGUGCCGAUGACCUGGAAACAUAAAUUCUGCCACACCUCGAGUCAGGCAAUCUGCCAUUGCAUAAUGUUAAUCUAUUCCUCGGAAAUUCUCUUUGAUCGGUUUGAUCUGCCGAGUGGGAUAUUCCUCAAGCACUGCUCGGAAUGCGGAUUGAAGAUGCAACUGCAGCCACUUCACACGUUGGUCGUGACUGCUUUUCAUCUCGCAAACAAUGGAUGCACUGAUGAAGAUCUUUUUGGGAUGCUUGCAUGUCUCCUCACGCUUUUGUACUGUGAGGUUGACCCCACAAAGAAGGCUGACGUGUCAGCCGAAUCGCUCUUUGGCCGAUCAUCGAAGGCCACUGGUUGCACACAUGAACGGCUCACUCCAGCCGAGCUUGCGGACCGCGUCCCUACAGAAUACGCAGAAGUUUGGUCGGAGCGAACCAGAACAGGUUGGGAAAUCCUUCGCCUCGUUCUUUGGAUAUCACAGUCGUCCACGUCCGAAACUAGUGACUUGAGGGACCAGGAAUACGAUCCAGAAGCUUGCUGCGACUACCACGAAAUACCAAAAAUGUCUCCGAUCCUUGCUACCCUCUUUGCUGCAGUACAAACAGAGCUUCUGACAUAUCGACGGCUUCGGGAAGGCGAUCCUUGGGUCUCGGAAAACUUUGAUCUUGUCGCGCUCAGUCGAGAUCUACGGGAAGGGGACGAAAAUCUCCCUUCGAUAGGGCUUGUUCAAAAAAAGCUCUUGAAACCUUUCUGUAGCUGCGGGAUGUUUCUUGACCAGAGACAUGUGAUAGCGAGCUGCGAUGACGCUUGUGAGCACUACAUAUCCAACAUGGAUGACUGGUCUCGGACAAAAUUCAUAGCUUUUCCAUAUGAAGGAUUGUAA